Ochotona princeps (American pika) is the source of this 1386-nucleotide messenger RNA. RefSeq names its product transmembrane protein 230 (gene TMEM230). The record is from RefSeq and is a predicted model, not a curated record. The coding region runs from base 100 to 462 and encodes 120 amino acids. Gene Ontology annotation, cellular component: synaptic vesicle; endomembrane system. Gene Ontology annotation, biological process: synaptic vesicle transport. NCBI's taxonomy places the organism in Eukaryota, Metazoa, Chordata, Mammalia, Lagomorpha, Ochotonidae. The transcript has 4 exons.
GCCCGGUCCCCUCCGGGAGCCCUCCGGGAGCCCCCGCCCCGGCUCCGGCGCCGUCGGCUUCUCCUCGGGUCUGUUCCUGGCCGUCGCCACGGCCGCGUGAUGAUGCCCUCUCGCACUAACCUGGCUGCUGGAAUCCCCAGCAGUAAGGUGAAGUACUCGCGACUCUCCAGCACAGACGAUGGCUACAUCGACCUCCAGUUUAAGAAAAGCCCUCCGAAGAUCCCGUACAAGGCCAUCGCACUUGCCACCGUGCUGUUCCUGAUUGGUGCCUUUCUCAUCAUCAUCGGCUCGCUCCUGCUGGCGGGCUACAUCAGCAAGGGGGGGGCAGACCGAGCCGUUCCCGUGCUGAUCAUCGGCAUCCUGGUGUUCCUGCCAGGAUUUUACCACCUGCGCAUCGCCUACUAUGCAUCCAAAGGCUACCGUGGCUACUCCUACGAUGACAUUCCAGACUUUGAUGAUUAGCACCCACCUGAGCCCCGAGGGGAGUCACCAAUGGCACUGCACGCAGCUCUGAGAUGCUGAGCUGAAACAGUGGCGGACAGAGAAGGCCUUCUGCAGCUCGUAGAUGCUUAACAACCAGUGGCUGGGUUCCAGGAGGCUGUUCCAGAAAUGCCAGCGGGGCUCACAAGUAGCUAAUUAGGACGUGCUCUCUUUUAUUUAAUCUCCUGGCCCUGGCAGAAGCUCUCACAAGUUUUUGCACGUGGAUACAUGUCAUGGAAGAAGAGGGGUGUUAACUGGCAGUGAGGAGGCCGUUACAGGGUGCAGAAGGUCGUCACCCGCUCUUUUCUGAGUUUUCUUUGCAGUAGUCUUCGUUGCCAGUUUGUCCUUGUGGCAAAUGGAAGAAUGAAGUAGGUCUGAUUUCUCAUUACUACGUAAUUUAUUUUGAAAAGAUCCGAAGAUCUGAUCCCCUGCACAUAUUUCUUCUUUCUGUGUGGGUCCAUUUGUAAUAUCUUCUGCUUGCUUUCUUAGAAACAGCAGCUAGCAGUGUUUUAGACCACCAUAAGCUUUAGAAUGUAAGCAUUUUAUCUGUAUCUGUUCACCCUUUUUGAUCGGCUCUGGUUCGGUUCCCCAGUGUAGAGUUUGGGUCAUUAUGUCCUUUAUACAUCAAAGUGUUUGCUUUUCUUGCCUUUGUGGAGUGGGCUUUUGGCUGUUGCCUUAGGAGAACGGGCAUCAGUGGUUUCGGUUUGGGGCUGCUACCUCUUGCUAACCCUUACGAUGUCAUUCUAUGAACACUGGCCAGGCUCGGCCAACUUGAACAGCGGCUGGAUUUCCUUGGGUUGAUUCUGUUUCUUAGCUUUCAAAAUGUGACUUCAACACAGCAAAUUAAAAUGUAAGAAUCUCAAUACUAGACUUUUUGAGUGAAUUUUAAAUAUAUUCCAAAAAACA